Coccidioides immitis RS is the source of this 567-nucleotide messenger RNA. RefSeq lists its product as uncharacterized. The transcript has 2 exons. The record is from RefSeq and is a predicted model, not a curated record. NCBI's taxonomy places the organism in Eukaryota, Fungi, Ascomycota, Eurotiomycetes, Onygenales, Onygenaceae. The coding region runs from base 1 to 567 and encodes 188 amino acids.
AUGAGGAGCGGAAGUUUGAUGUGGGCGUUUGCGGCGGGUCAAGGGGGCGCCCCCAAUGGAAUAUCCACGGUGGCCGACGGGCCGAUGGGAAAGGGGUUUGAGGCGGUGCACGACAGAGACCGCCUGCGCGUCGUGAGCCUACUGGGGAGAAUCCAAAAUUCCAGAUCAACCCCUGAUACAGUGUGGCAGGCUCAGCUGAACGGACAGCCGGCAGUGGCUUGGCGCAUCCUUCGAGCGUGCUUAGACUGGAACUAUCGCACUUUGCGACUAGCUCAACCACAAUUCCGAAUUGGCAUCGCUUUCACCCUCCUGCGGUGUGUCGUUGCGCCAGCCCUGCUGGCAUUCUUGUGCAAAAGACCGCAAGGCAGACUCCGCUCUGGUCAAGAAGAAUUCAAGCGAUUUCCUUUCCUGGGUCUUCUCAUCCAGCCUUGCCGAGUUAUCAUCAAAAUCGCGCAGGACAAGCGCUUGCCGCCUAAAAACGGGCAGAAGUUUCUUUUUCCGUUCCAAGCACCGCUGUCUGGGGAUUCACGCCCGAAGGGCAAAUCAGAAUGGAUCGCUCGCUUUUGA